UUGCUUCAGAACCUUUUUCAAGCUACUGAUCGAAAAACAUUGCAGUUGACUUUCAACGCCGGCAAAACUGUUCCUGACAGUGGCAAACAUUACUUUGCUGUUUAUUAUAUCAAGGCUCCCGAUGAAAAGAAGGCACCCCGAGCAACGUGGGCUGAUCACAAAGGAGAACCAGAGGGUACAAAACGUCUUUACAUCGACUUCAAAAAGGAAUCGGUUGCUUCAGAACCUUUUCAAGCUACUGAUCGAAGAACAUUGCAGUUGACUUUCAACGCCGGCAAAACUGUUCCUGACAGUGGCAAACAUUACUUUGCUGUUUAUUAUAUCAAGGCUCCCGAUGAAAAGAAGGCACCCCGAGCAACGUGGGCUGAUCACAAAGGAGAACCAGAGGGUACAAAACGUCUUUACAUCGACUUCAAAAAGGUCUUCCUUUCACAAAUCUGA
Molecule: messenger RNA, 441 nt
Organism: Cooperia oncophora
Lineage: Eukaryota; Metazoa; Nematoda; Chromadorea; Rhabditida; Trichostrongylidae
Source: the annotation of a GenBank genome assembly